AUGAGUUUUUUGAAAAGGAAUAAAUCAAAAAUUAAUUUAGAUUCUGCUGGUCAGAAUUAUUAUGAAGAACCUCCUUCUCCAACUACUAAUUUAGUAUCAAAUGAUCCAUUUUAUGAUCCUUCUUCAAAAAAUAAUUCAAAAAUUAAUUCUAAUACUAAUAAUAAUACUACUACUACUACUAAUAAUAAUAAUAAUGAUAAUGAUAAUUAUUCACCAAGAUCUUCAAUUAUAUCAAUACCUAAUAUAGCGAAUAAUUUAAAUAAUCAUACUUCAUCAAUUGGUAAUAAUUUAAAAGAUAAUUAUAAAGGAUUUCAUAGACCAAAAAGUAUUGGAAAUAUUCCACCAUUAUUACAUCCAAUAAAACCAAAAUUUAAAAAGAAAAGUAGUUCAUUAUUUAAUAAAUUAAUUAAUUCAAAAAAAGAAGGUGGAUAUGAAGAAGAAUCUGAAGAAUAUACUACUUCACCAUUAAAUAACACGUCUAAUAACACGUCUACUAAUAAUAAUAAUAAUCAUAAUACAACUAACAACAAUAAUACUAAAUAUGUAUCAUCAUCAUCAGAUGGAUUAUCAUCACCUCCUCAAUCAAUUACAUCAUCAAGAGCAAAUUCUAUAACUUCAACAGAAGAUCAACCUAUGACUUCAUUAACAUCAUCAACAAAUUCUGAACAACGUAAAAGUAAUUCUUCAGCUUCAUCAUCAAAUCAAUCAAAACAUAAAUUUAGAUUACCUUCAUUAACUGAUUAUCAUCCUCAACAUGGUUCACAAAUACUGGCUCAACUGUUACAAAUGACUCAAGUAGAUCCAAGACAUCAUUCACAACCUUCUCCACAAUUACAACCAUCACAACCACAUCAUCAACAUAGUUCACAUUCUUUUUCUUCAUCAUUACCUACACGUUCACCUGAAAAUGUAAUGUCAAUUGAUUUAAAUUUAGAUGAAAUGCAAGAUAUUGUUAAAUCAAAUGAUUCAAUUGUUACAUUACCAAAACAAAAUUGGAAAGCUCCUGAUAGUUGGGAUGUAAAAACACCUAAAAUAGAAGAAGAAAUUGAAGAAAUAAAUAAAUUAGAACCUAUAGAAAAAACUUUGCCAUCACUUUAUGGAACUCGUCAAACUCAUGUUGUUAAUAAUACUAUAGAUCCAAGACCAAGUCAUAUUGUUAAAAUUUAUAAAGAAGAUAAUACUUUUACUACUAUAUUAUGUCCAUUAGAAGUUACAACUACAGAAUUAUUAAAUAUUGUUCAAAAGAAAUUUUUUUUAGAAUCUGCAUCAAAUUAUCAAUUAUCAGUUCAUGUGGGGAAUUGUGUUAAAGUUUUAGAAAGUUUUGAAAAACCUAUUAAAAUUCAAAUGGGGUUAUUAUUACUUAGUGGAUAUACUGAUGAUGAUAAUUUAAGAAUUAUUGGUAGAGGUGAUUUAUCAUUUGUUUGUAAAUUUGUUGUUGAAAAUAUUUAUUUAAGAAGUUUAACUCAUGAUGAAGAAACUAUUUUAUCAAAAAAUUAUGUGGAUGUUAAUAUAUCAGCAUUAAACUUAAAAAACAUUCCUAUUAUUUUCCAUCAACAUACUUAUGAAAUAGAAAAAUUAAAUGUUUCAGAAAAUCCAUCAAUUUAUAUACCAUUAGAUUUUAUUCAAUCAUGUACAAAUUUAACAAGUAUAAAUUUUUCAAGAAAUGGUUGCUCGAAAUUUCCAAUAAAUUUUUUAGAAUCCAAAAAUUUAACUCAUUUAAAUUUAGAAAUGAAUUUUAUGGAUGAUUUACCUUUAAGAAUUAAUAUGCUAGAAAAUUUGACUCACUUAAAAUUAAAUUCAAAUCAAUUGUCUCAAUUACCUACAACAUUUGCUGACUUGAAGAAUUUAGUUUCAUUAAAUUUAUCAUCAAAUUAUUUUAAUAAAUACCCAGAAGUUAUAAAUGAAUUAGAAAAAUUAAUUGAAUUAGACUUAUCUUAUAAUGAUUUAUCAUAUAUUCCAGAAUCAAUAACAAACUUAAAAAAUUUACAAAAAUUAAAUCUAUGUACAAACAAAUUUGGUAAAAAUAUACCAGACUUCUUUAGGGAUUUGAAGUCAUUGAAAAGAUUGGAUAUUAGAUAUAAUCAAAUUACAAAUGUUGAUAUACUAGGUGAAUUACCUAAUUUAGAAGUGCUAUAUGCUUCAAAAAAUUCAAUAUCUGCAUUUUGUGACAAGAUGCAAAAAUUGAGAUUAUUACAUUUUGAUAAAAAUCCAAUAACAGAAUUACAAUUUGUUUAUAAUUUACAAAUUCUUAAUAUUUUAGAUUUAUCAAAAGCUAAAAUUACUUCAAUGCCAUCGGAAUUUAUAUCAAAAAUCCCAAACAUUGAAAAAUUGGUUCUUGAUAAGAAUCAUUUAGUUACACUACCUAAUGAAAUUGGAAACUUAACUAAAUUAUCAUAUCUCUCAAUUUAUUCAAAUAAUUUACAAGCAUUACCAUCAAAUAUUGGAAAUCUUACAAACUUACAAUAUUUAGAUUUACAUUCUAAUAACAUUCAAUUACUUCCUGAUGAAAUCUGGAAUUUAAAUUCAUUAAUGUUAUUAAAUCUUGCCAGUAAUAAUCUAAGUUCAUUCCCAAAACCUCCAUUUGCUAUUGCUAAAAGAAUAUCAUCAUCAACUGAUCUUCGAGAAGUGCCAGCAUCUGGUUCAUUAGCUGAUAGUCUUUCAUCUUUAAUAAUAUCAGACAAUAGGUUAAAUGAUGAAUGUUUUGAAGCUAUUUCAUUUUUAGUUGCAUUAAAAACAUUGAAUGUAUCUUAUAAUGAUUUGAUUGAAAUACCCGAAGGAUCAAUUUCAAGAAUGCGAAGAUUAACUGAUUUAAUUUUAUCAGGUAAUGAUUUAACUACAAUACCUGCAGAUGAUUUGGAGCUGAUAAAGACAUUGAAAUUGAUAUACCUUAAUAAUAAUAAACUUGUUUCAUUACCUGCAGAAUUAAGUAAAUUAACAAACUUGCAACACCUUGAUGUUGGAUCAAAUCAAUUAAAAUAUAAUAUAUCAAAUUGGCCAUAUGAUUGGAGUUGGCAUUGGAAUAAAAACUUGAAAUAUUUAAAUUUUUCAGGAAACAAAAGAUUUGAAAUUAAACAAAGUCAUGUAAAAAAUCCAGAAACAGGUGAAGAUUUUGAUAGUUUAUUAGUGCUAGAUCAAUUAAAAGUUUUGGGUUUAAUUGAUGUUACUUUGACUACAACCUCAGUUCCAGAUCAAUCAGUCGAUAAAAGAAUUAGAACUACUGCAUCAGAAUUAGAAAAUGUUGGUUAUGGAGUUAGUGAUACAAUGGGUCAAAGAGUUUGUGUUUCAAAUAGAGAUUUAUUUAUACAAAAAUUCAGAGGAAAUGAAAAUGAAUUAUUAAUUUGUUCAUUUGAUGGUAAGCAUGGAGCACCAAAUCAAGGUCAUCGUAUUUCAUGUAUUGCCAAAAAUAUGAUUACAAAAAAUUUAACUGAUGAAUUGAAUAAAAUUAAUGAUAAUCCGGACCAGAUUCAUAUUGCUUUGAGAAGAGCAUUCUUGUUGUUUAAUAAAGAAAUUAAUGGAGUUUUAUUAUCUAAAAAAAGUCAUACUUUUACACCAUUACCACAAUAUUCAAAAGAUGUUUGUGAUUUAAAUCUUAUAGAUGAUUCAAGAGCUGGUUGUGCAUGUACAGUGAUAUAUAUAAGAGAUAAAAAGUUGUAUAGUGCAAAUAUUGGUGAUAUUGAAGCAUUACUUUGUCAAAAUAAUGGUAAUUUUAGAGUUCUUACAAAUGUUCAUAGACCAACAAACCGUUUAGAAUUUGAACGUAUUAGAGCUUCAGGUGGUUAUGUUUCAGGAAAUGGUGAUUUAGAUGGAGAUUUGGCUAUUUCAAGAGGUGCAGGAUUUUUUUCAUAUUUACCACAUACUCAUUCAGGACCUGAUGUUAAUGAAUUAACUUUAACUCCAGCAGAUGAUCUAAUUGUAAUUGCAACAAAAGUUUUAUGGGAUUAUAUAUCUUAUGAAUUAGCAGUUGAUAUUUUAAGACAAGAAAAAAAUGAUCCAAUGAUUGCUGCUCAAAAAUUAAGAGAUUUUGCCAUUUGUUAUGGAGCAACUGAUAAAAUCACUGUUAUUGUUGUAACAUUUGGAGGUAAAAAAGUAAAACUGAAUGCAUUAUAUAACAAUUUAGGACGUGAAGUUGAUUAUUUUAAGAAGAGAAGAGAUAGAGUGGGUGAUAGUUCAUUGAGAAGAUUAGAAAGUGAAAUUGAACCACCAAUCGGAGAAUUGGCUUUGGUAUUUACAGAUAUUAAAAAUUCAACUUUAUUAUGGGAUGCAUAUCCAGCACCAAUGAGAUCAGCAAUUAAAACUCAUAAUUCUAUUAUGAGACGUCAAUUAAGAAUUAUUGGUGGUUAUGAAGUUAAAACUGAAGGUGAUGCAUUUAUGGUUGCUUUUCCAUCUCCAACCUCUGCUUUAUUAUGGUGUUUUAAUGUUCAACAAAAUUUAUUAACAGCAGAUUGGCCAACUGAAAUUUUAGAAACUGAUCAAUGUUGUGAAGUUACUGAUGGUAAAGGUAAUGUGAUAUAUAGGGGAUUAUCAGUUAGAAUGGGAAUUCAUUGGGGAUCUCCAGUAUGUGAACCUGAUGUUGUUACUGGUAGAAUGGAUUAUUUUGGACCAAUGGUUAAUAGAGCUUCACGUAUUAGUGCAAUUGCAGAUGGUGGUCAAAUAGCUGUAAGUUCGGAUUUUCUUGAUGAAAUGAGAGCUUUAACUGCAAUUCAUGAUGAUAUAAAAAAUAAUGUUAAAACUAUAAGUGAUGCUUAUCAAGGUAAUGAAAAUGCUGGAAAAAUUAUUGAGAGAGAAUUAACAUCAAUUGAUGAUCAUGGGUCUAACUUCUACAAAAUUGGAGAAAGAAAAUUGAAAGGUUUAGAAACUCCUGAAUUGAUUACUUUGGUAUAUACAAGUAGAUUAAAAUUAAGGUUUGAAAUUUUCCAAAAGAGAUUAGAUGUUGAUGAAAGUCAUAGCACUAGAGUGAUUGGAACAAUACCAAUUGAAUGUAUUACAGCUAUUAAUAAUAUUUCAUUAAGAUUAGAAAAUCUAUUAUCAUUAAUUAAUGGUGGUACAUAUACAAAAGAAGGAUUAAAACAAAAUCAAAAAUUAGUUGAUGUUAAUGUUCAAGAUUUAUUAAAUUCAGUAACUAGAAUUGAGAAUUCUGUUGCAACCUUAUAUUUAAGACAAGUGGUAAACAAUAAUGGUGGUGCUGGUUUUAAUACUCAACCAUUAUCUCAAGUUUUAAAUGAAUUAACUGCAUUAUUGAAAAAUCAAAUUACUCCAACUUCUUAG
Lodderomyces jiufengensis is the source of this 5265-nucleotide messenger RNA. It is a transcript of the gene CYR1, whose product is annotated as adenylate cyclase. Gene Ontology annotation, molecular function: protein binding. Gene Ontology annotation, biological process: intracellular signal transduction; cyclic nucleotide biosynthetic process. The record is from RefSeq and is a predicted model, not a curated record. Lineage: Eukaryota; Fungi; Ascomycota; Pichiomycetes; Serinales; Debaryomycetaceae. The transcript has a single exon. The coding region runs from base 1 to 5265 and encodes 1754 amino acids.